Molecule: messenger RNA, 1868 nt
Organism: Styela clava
Lineage: Eukaryota; Metazoa; Chordata; Ascidiacea; Stolidobranchia; Styelidae
Product: fibrinogen-like protein A
Source: RefSeq, a predicted model, not a curated record
UUCAUUUUGGAGGACCGAUCGACCUGUCAAGAUGUCUACAGCCGAAACGAUAUUCCACUCUGAUAUUCCAGAUAAUACAAAUGGAAGCAAAGCUUUGCCAUCGAAUAACAAUAUUUCCGAAACGGCAACCGUUCAGCAGCAAAAACAAAAAGUUACUAAAGACACAGCAGUAAGAAGAGGACUGAUUGCUCUGACAAUAUUUGUAUCAUUAGUUGUUGGGCUUGUUGUUUUCUGUCUUGUGAUCAUCACACAGCUACAGUAUGAAAUGAGAAUUAUGAAAGAGCGAUUAGAAAAUCAAGAACACCAGUCCUCUGGACAAUUGAAAUGGCUUGAACGAAAUUUGACAUCUGAAAUUAACAAUUCGUUUUCGGAAUUGAAGAUGAUUGCAAAUGAAGAUUCAAGAGCGCUCUACUCGAAACUACAGCAACAUCAGUUACAGAUUAAUCAGUCUCUUGAAAGAAUUUUACAUUUGAAUCAUUCCAUUGAACUCCUGGUUACGGCAACACAAGAUUUUCCGAACGGUUGCACAAAUGUACAUCGCAUCUAUGCAAAGCGUCAAAACACCACCGGCGGAGUCUUUGAUAUAUAUCCCGAAUCAGAACACACAUCGGUGGAAGUUUACUGUGAUCUUGAAACCGAUGGAGGCGGAUGGUUUGUCUUUCAAAGAAGAAUGGACGGAACGGAAGACUUCUACAGAGGAUGGAACGACUAUGUUAAUGGAUUUGGAGAAAAGGAUAAAGAAAUGUGGUUAGGCUUGGAAACAAUGCAUCAACUGACUAAAAAUGGAAGUUACGAACUAAGAGUUGAUUUGGAAAAUUUCAAUGGAGACACUGCUCAUGCUACAUAUAGAGCGUUCUCAAUCGCAUCUGCAAGUGAUAAAUAUCGGUUGACACUUGGGGAUUAUAAUGGAACAGCCGGAGAUUCAUUAGCAUAUCAUAACAAUAUGCAGUUUAGUACGAAAGAUUCUGACAAUGACCAAACGUCCGGCAGUUGCGCAAUCACUUGCAGUGGGGCUUGGUGGUACAAUAGUUGUCAUGACUCAAAUCUGAAUGGGAUUUAUUACCAGGACGGGCGCGAUACGGCACAAUCCGUUAGUUGGCAUGACUGGAAAUUUAAUCGGCAGUCUCUGAAGUUCAGUGAGAUGAAGUUUCGAAAAAAAACAUAAUUUCCAACUGAACUGAAAUACAAAGACUGCAUACUAAGAUUUCAACUGGCUAUGUCAUUGCAAUAUUCUUCAGCGAUGUACUGAAAUUAAGCUUCGCUAAAAAUGUAGAUAAUGCACUUUCGAGAUAUGGACUGAUAUAGAUCUUCGCUCAAUACCUAGGACGUAGUAGAGAAAAACGGUUGGAUUGUGAAAACAAGUGAAACUUCCUUAUUUGGCGUAGUCUAUCAAUAUUCUGUAUUUUAUAAUUUAUUGUCUGAUUCAAAACACAGUAUGGGAGUGAUUAUUGCAUUGCAUCACAUUUGCUGUUACAUUCCACGCUAUCUCUUGAUUAUACUAUUUCCCAUCGGGACAAACAGCUACAGCUAAUAUACUUAAUAUAUUAUAUUGAAAUUUCUUUAUAUCACAAUACGUUUAAAAAGUUAUGCAUUGGCCAUGGAAAGCUUACCAUAAAUCUCUCGUUUUGUGGCUUCCCGCUAUUGAGCCCAUAUUAUCAUGCCUAUCAAAUUGUAUAAAACCUCUGCUGGUAUAAUCACAUAGUUAUAUUAUUUCCAGAUCGGAAGUUGCCGAUUAAGUUAGCGCUAGCAACCUAAUCUGUUCAUUACACAUAAUACCUCUGGCCAGGAUUGGGCGUUUUGAUUACUUUGUCUUCAAUGACAUGAUUCAUUAUUAUAUGCAAAAAAAAAUAAUAUUUAAUAUAUAUCAA